CAUAUCUGUGGAUAGAAUGACCCAUUUCCAGGCRAAGACCCGAAAAAAAAUAGAACGAAGAGGAAUAUGGCAGUAAGCGAAGCCGGUAAGAUAAAAAAUAAUACAGUCGUACCCUACUGUAAUGCAGUGAAAACGCACGCUACAAGUAGGCCUUCUCUCCCGAACCCGUACUAACCGGUGUCAUCAUUCUCCACCUUAUGCUCAUACUCGAUURUUACAGUUUAAUCCCAGGAGGAUCGUCAAGGACAGUUAACAGAAAGAAAGCAACCGAAUAGCGACAACAAUGGGUGAUAAGAAAGACAAGAAGAAGAAGUCCAAGAAGGACGACGAUAAGGACAAGAAGAAGAAGAAGUCGAAGAGCGACGACGCCAGCGCUGCCAGCGGCGGUACUGAGGACAAAAAAGCCAAAAAGGGCAAGAAGGAAAAGGAGGACAAAAAGGGUAAGAAGGAUAAGAAGGGAAAGAAAGAAGAAGCCAUCCCAGAGGAAUCAGCUCMUGAUGAGAGCGUAGCAUCUGAGAAGGUUGAAGAGCCACCACCGGCUGAGGAAGAGCCACCUCCACCGCCCAAAAAGAAGGAGAAGAAGGAGAAAAAGAAGAAAAAAGAACGACAACGUUCGGUUGAAGAGGUGGAAGCGGCGCAAGCUAUUGAAAUCCAGCUUUUCCAACCUGACGAACCCGACCUUCCGACCAAAGGUGCCAAAAAAUACGGUGACGUCAAAACCGACGCUCAGAAAAAGCAAUGCAAGAAGACCUACAAGUUUCUCAACUUUGAUCCGUGGAACGAAGCUACUCGAUACGAUGACGAUGAUCUUUGCGAUUACGUAAUCGAAUAUCCCGACGGAUGCAAGGUGAAAUACGAAUUCGAGGGCUUCAGUGGUUGCAUCUAUCCUUUCUUGAUGUGUUUCGCCCUGAAAGCCUCCACCGAUACCGUCGAAGUKGUCUACGAUGCCUACCCGAAAGCUCUCAAGGAAACCGACUUUUGGAUUGGAAAUGCSUAUCACUACGCCGCUUUGUAUGACGCGCCGAUCCCAAUUGUAAAUUUCCUCCUGACUAAGUUUCCCGAGGGUAUCAAGACAACCAAUUACUACGGCCGCACAGCCCUUCACAUGGGGGCGCUCUAUGGUUGUGACGAGAACCUUAUCGAACUAUUGGCCGGAAAAUAUAGCAAGGCGUGCCAGAUCGUAGACAAGGACGGAUACACCCCUCUGCAYCAUGCCUGUGAACGAGGUGCCGGAUCGACUGUUGUCAAGGCCCUAUUCGGUAAACACCCGGCCAUUGUCUUCCACAAGGCGGUGAAUGACAUGAUGCCGUUGCACCUGGCAUGCAACUCAACCUCAAACGUGCGCGUGAUCCGUGCGCUCUUGCUGGCCGCAGGGGAUAAUUCCAUCUGCAGAGCCGUUGAUGUCAUGGGCAACACACCCUUGCACUUGGCACUCACCAGUGUCGCUCCCUACGAAUCGAUCGAAUUACUUGUUGCUUCGUGCCCCGAGACGGUCUGGACAAAGACCACGAAUGGAGAACUCCCUCUUGAAAUUGCUCAGCGCAAGCGUGCCCCACAGGAUGUCUUGCAACUACUAGAGAAAAUGAUGGAGCGACUUUUGGUGGAAAGAGAUUAAUGGAUWAGUUAUUUAGAUAACGCGGAAGGAGAUAAAAAUUUGAGUAGUUUAAUGGAAUGCAACAAUGAUGCGCUGGAUGAAGAAUGAGAGACAGUUAGGACGGAAGGAGAGAAGACUUCGCUUCAACCUUGGAGUGCGACGCGAGCGAUCGUCGAGCGGUACCUUUCAUUUUCCUCAAGUCUAGUAMGGCGACAGGUUUCACCAGCAUAAAAUUAUGAUCAUUUGAAAUCUUUAUAAACUAGAUUCUUUUAA
Pseudo-nitzschia multistriata is the source of this 1867-nucleotide messenger RNA. NCBI's taxonomy places the organism in Eukaryota, Bacillariophyta, Bacillariophyceae, Bacillariales, Bacillariaceae. The record is from the annotation of a GenBank genome assembly.